AUGAGAGCUAUUGACACGCUAGUUGUCGUUACUCUUUUGGCUAGCAAAGUCACUGCUAGUACAGAUGGAGAUGCAAGCAGCGAAGUAUGCGCUGGAGAGAAAGGCGACAAGGGGGAGACAGUUCAUCCGGGAUCUUCUGGAGUGAGGGGAUACAAAGGAGAGAAAGGUGAAGCUGGCGCUUCUGGUAAUGAUGGAGCUAAAGGUAAUGCUAGUGUGAGAGGUCCUCCUGGAGUGCGUGGUCCCAUCGGCCCACCUGGGGUGAUGGGUCCGACUGGAUAUGGUAAGACAGGUGCUCAAGGUCCGCAAGGAAACCCAGGAAGUCAGGGUCCUGUUGGUCCACCAGGUUUAUCAGGAAUAAAAGGAAUACAUGGAGAUAAAGGAAUUAAAGGCAAUUUGGGUGGACGAGGAGUAGCUGGAGCUGACGGAACACCGGGCCCUCCUGGACACAGGGGACAAACAGGAAUAACAGGAUUGAAAGGAGAAAAGGGAAUCAGAGGAGAACCAGGACACAAAGGAGAGCAAGGCAGGCAAGGAGUACCUGGACCAGCAAUUGAUCCAGAAACUUUGAAAAAUUAUUUUGAACCAGUCAAGACGAUGAGAGAAGAAGUUGAUGGAAAACUGGGUAAAUUGAAUAGCUCUCUACAGUUACAAUUGGAGGACUUGAAACAUGAAAUUCUGGCUUAUAAUGAGAAACCUUCUGCGCACUUGUACGGUAACAAUGGCGGGCCAUACAGUGCGAGCUCCGGGACUGUCACUCAAUGGUAUAAGAGCAGUGGUACCGUUUGGUCUCCCUUUCUUCGCGGUGGCAUGCAGUAUAGCAACGAUGCUAUCACUGUUCCCAACGAUGGCCUUUACUACGUUUACGCACAAAUGUACUAUUACCAUCCAAGCUCAAGCCACUACAAUGCUGGUUUUCGUAUCAGAGUGAAUGGUACCGGUCGCGCCUAUGCUUAUUGGUACAACAACCAUUCCCAUGAUCAUCACACUCAUUACAUGGGACGCAUCAUUCAGCUGAAAAAGGGAGACAACCUGUCAAUAACGUUCGAAAACACCUGUUACUACUACUUCUAUAGCGAGAACACAUUUUUUGGUGCGUUUCUAGUGAACUGAUUACCUUAAAGAGUAGAAACGCUGCAUAUGUUAAAGAUGGAAAUGAAAUUCGCU
Messenger RNA from Corticium candelabrum, 1164 nucleotides. Its product is annotated as collagen alpha-2(VIII) chain-like. Lineage: Eukaryota; Metazoa; Porifera; Homoscleromorpha; Homosclerophorida; Plakinidae. The transcript is spliced from 14 exons. The coding region runs from base 1 to 1110 and encodes 369 amino acids. Gene Ontology annotation, cellular component: membrane. Gene Ontology annotation, molecular function: extracellular matrix structural constituent conferring tensile strength; tumor necrosis factor receptor binding. Gene Ontology annotation, biological process: extracellular matrix organization; immune response. The record is from RefSeq and is a predicted model, not a curated record.